AUGGACCUCUCAGCGCUCAGUGCAUUUGUACACGGCCCUAACGUGAGGCACACCAAAACCAUCAGUGCUGCUGGUCGCCGAACGGCAUGGAAAGCAGCGGCAGAGAUUCUCGGCACUUUGGGUCAGGCGAGUCUGCAGGCAGAUCCAGUUCUUCUAGGGGCGGCUUGUGCCACCUACAGCUGUGGAGCGCAGUGGAAAUUGGCUGCUCACUUGGUGGUGGAGCUGUACCAGGGGCAGCUGAGGAGCAAUCAGGUCAUUUACGGAGCCUUGGCCUCAGCCUGCAGUCGUGGAACGAAAUGGAUGCGCAGCAAUCAGAUCUUGAUGAAUAUGCUGGAGGGUGGCAUGUCUGGCAACAUGAUGGUCGUGGGGACCAUCAGCCACAAGGCUCCAUGGGCAUGUGCCUCAGAAGCGAAGCAGAAACUUGAACCAUUUGAGAACGCUGAUCCACCUGCAGAAACAUAUGACCGAAAGGAGUCUUAUGAGAAGUGCCUCCCACCAGUUCACACCACAAUCUCAAAAGUUGAAGAUCAAGACCGAAAGCCUCUGCCGGAACUUCCUGAGCUGCCUGAACUUCCAGAGCUUACUUUGGAGCCCAUCAUUUUUCGAUCCAACACGGAUCCACCGGGCCUGCUGACGGCUUCCAGGUCCAGGUUCGACGAUGAGGACCGUGGCUCGCUGGGCGGUCAGUUGAGCGAAGAGCCAGAGGUCGUGGAGCCGGAAGUACCAACAGCCACGGUGGCCACGGCCUUGGAAAUCAUGCAAUCAACCAAGCCGGAAGAGGCCACCCUUGAGAUUGAAGAAGCCUUGACAGCUCUGGAUACCUACGUCCGGGGCCGAACUUCAGAGGAACAUGCCAAGCAGCAGUCGUCAGCCCAGAUGCAUGCUGCAUUUCGGGUGGGCUGUUGGACCGUUCUCCUGACCCUGCCCAUCAUUGUAUGGCCUUGGGCACUGCGACUACAAGAAGUCAGCACUGUCCAGCGUGAAUACUUGGGCUAUUGGGGCUCCAUGCUGCUGCAAUUCCUUUUUUGCAUUGGUCCCACGUUGGGAGCCUCCACCAAGUCGACUCUGGAGGGAUGGCUGGGGACCGCUUUAGCAACCCUCAACAUGAUGCUGCUGAACAAUGCCUUUGGUCCCUGGCUGUCUGGGGGAGCCUACCAGAACCGCAUUGAAUUCUUCGACAACAGCACGGGAUCGCUGGUGCCUACCUCCAAAUGGCUUCCCUUGUGCAACAAUGGGGCGGACCUGAGCUUCAACAGAUGCUUUGUGAAUAUGAAUACGGCUCUGGCGCCAGAUGCUGAGUAUGUCAAAGCUAUGGUGGUUCUUCUUGACUUCAUCCUCUUUGUUUUCGCCAUGCUGACGUUUGGCUUCAACACCAACGUCCGUGUCUUCAGCAUCUCAACUCAUGCCUUUUAUGUCAUGAGUUUCUUGGAUCCUUCCACCGGCUCCUUUGACAUUUCGCCAUCACUCGCAGCCAACUAUUUCACCAUCGUCACUGGAGCUUCCCUGGCGGUGAUCCUUUGCUUCCUGAUCCCGACUCCCAUCACAGCAACCUCCAAGGCCAGGUCACAGCUUCAGACCACCGGCUCCGCCGUGGUCAUGGUUUUGGAAUCCUUGCCACUGACACCCUCAGAGCUGUGUAGAUCCAAGACCCAAGCAGCCAUGGAUGAGGUGACAUCCUUGAUGAAAGAUCUGGAGUCCCACCUUCAGGUGAUGUGGUUUGAGGACUUUGGAAUCUGGAAACGGCGCGCCACCUACCGCCGUUGGCUUCAAGCUUUCUUCGAGAUUCUGCGAUGCUCCAUGCAGAACAUAGAUGCUGUGCUCUGCGCAGCAGCUGCCCUGCCGGUGAAGGAGAGUGAGCAGGUUGCAGCCACCUUACCAUCACUUCGAGGCGAGUGCUUCCUGGUGGCUGGCUCAUUAAGAGCCCUGUUGGCCGUCAAGACUCCAGAUGAAGUGAAGCCAGUGGUUGAUAUUUUGCUGGAAAAGCGACAGGCCUUACGUGAACAGUUGGCGCAGGAGUUUCCGAAGAGCUACGAAGCACCGGGCAAUUCCAACUUUUUGCUGCCACCGGCCUUGGUGUUUUGUUUGGCUGUGACUGGUGUAGUGGAUGAUUCAUGUCAGGCUCUGACCAGCCUGGCUUUGUAUGGCUUGGAGGAGAAGAAAUCUGUCUGUGCCAGAGCGUGUCGCUAUUUGCAGUCUUUGCAGAGCCAUGUGGAAAUCAAGCUCUAUGAGCGAACCAUCACUCAUCCCCGAUUUGUGCUGCGAUACACUCUGACUCUCACCAUCACAUUUGUCAUUGGUUGGCUCGGAGUAGCCAAUGUCAUUGCUCCGUACUCUUCGCAGCCGUCUUCCACGGUGUCUGUCAUCAUCUACACUUUCACCGCCGCGAGCUUGCCCCUGACUCUGAAGCGUUUCAAUGGAGUCUUGCUGGGAAACAUUUUGGGCAGUGUUGCUCAGCGCUUAUUUGCGGUUCAAACAGUGGGCCAUGCCAUUUGCCUGGCACUUUUCCAGUUGAUCUCCGUGACAGCCCUGGUCUUUGCCUCGUUCCAUUCCAAGAAACACGGCGGCGUGGCGCUGCUCACCGCGGCCUACGCCAUGUCAGCCUUGAUUCCCAGCAAGGGUCUCUUCAGGGAGGAAGCGGUGAAAGUUACCAGCUCGGAUGGGAGCUUCCUCUUUGUGACCAUGGUGGGAACCUUCCUAGGUGUGUCUGUGCUGCUGCUGAUUGACUUAAUCUUGGCCUCCAGUGCCAAGAGACAAGCGAAGCAACGGCUCUUGCGCGGCCUGGGGCGGGUCUCCAAGUUCGCAGUUCAAGUGCUGGACCCCCCGGAAAAUCUUCCAGGUAACUCCGAAAAGACCAAGAAGUCAGAUGUGGAAGAAGGUGAAGAUGCCAGUGAAGAUGUGCUGGGCAAAUUGCAGGCUGGGAUCUAUGAGGACCUGGAUGAGUUGGCAAAUCUCCUUCCCUAUGCUGCAGAUGAACCCAGCCUUUAUGGUCGCAGCUUUCCAGUGGAUCUGUGUCUGGACCUGGAGCGAGGCCUGCGGGUCGUCACGCGGCAUUUUCGGAUCAUCACCUGGGCGAUUCAGCUCCUAGAGAAGCCACAGAAGCAGGUGCAGCUGAAGGCUGGCUCUCGCAUCUUCAAGGGAGGUCGCACACCAAAGGCCCUGGCGCAGCCCCUGCUCCGAAACGAGCUCUUUCGGCCUAUUCUGGCCACCUUGGCAGAGGAAAUCCAGAAGAUGUUGGAGAACAUCCGGGUGUUGACCGCCGCAAGGCUCCAAUCUUCCAAGCCUUGGAGCUCGAAGCAGGAGAAAGAAGAUAGUAGGGAGGCAGAGAAGUUGAGGAAAUUGUUGCGCAGCAGACUGUAUACCCAGACUGUCAGCAAUGCCUUCUGCAAGAUUGCUCGCUCACCAUGGAAGCUGGCAUGGAAAGGAGCAGUCCGGAAAAAUGGACAGGUGCCAUGUGCAGAAGAAUUUCCCAUCGCAGCCAUAGACCCCUUAGAUCCAGCCAUAGCCAUGCCAGAGGUGUUCCACGGGGACCCCUUAAGGGAUCCAGGUCAAGUGUUGCGGCGCACGGCUUCCAACCCAAUCUUUGAGCUAACAACCAGUGGGAGUGACAGCUGGGUGACCACCUCGUUAUCCAACCAGUUCUCCAACCGUAAAGCUGCUGCACAAGCGCUGCUACUGGCUGCAUCCCGGCAGGGUGCCAAGAAGAUCUGGUCCCAGCAGCGUGCACUUCAAAAGCUGGCGAAAAAACUGGCCAAGGAGAAUUUGGAAGACAACCCCCUCGUCCUUCCACCGGUGACAGCAUUGGAACCAGGUGGUGCGAAGCAGGGUGUAGCGGACAACUUUGCUCUUCGACUUCUCCUUCUCUUCGAUCAGCUCAGGGAGGUGGCAUCCAGUCGUCGUUCGGACUUGCCGGAUGAUGAUCCGGUCUCCACCUUGGAACUCAUCAUCUUUUUCCUGGGAUCUGACCAUUCUCAGAGGCUGCUCUGGACGCUCAGAUCAAAAUUCUGCGAGCCGGGCACGCUCUGCUGGAACAAUUUGAUGGCCAAUCUGGGUACAGAGUGGCUGCAGGCACUUCUCCUCCUAGAGCUCUUGUGCCAGUCAUCUGAGGCAGAUCUUGUCACGUACACUGCAGCUGCUACUGUCCAGACUUGGAGACGCUGUGCAACGAUCCUGGAGGAUGCUGAUGUUGCUGAUGCGCCUUCACAAGGAGCUGAAUUGCAAAAGCUCGGUCAGCACCAGCAGUGGUCGAUUUGCCUCGUCUUGGCAAGAAAUGCUGAAGAAGGAAGAAUGUGCCUGGACAUGCGGCAGUACAGCGCCGCAAUCAAUGCCUGCUCCUCCGUCCUGCAAUGGAGGCGGAGCAUUGUGCUGCUAAAGAUGUGCAAGUGUGGGUCAGCAACGGCUGGGGUGCAGGCAGUAACAUCAGUCGCAGAUUCCUGUGGCAAAAUGCAGUCCUGGCAACAGACAUUGCAACUUGUUUCAGCUGCCCCAGCAUGUGGGAUAGAAAUGGAUGUUGCGGCCAUGAGUGCGGCUCUAAGUGCCUGCGCCUUGGGCCGAAGAUGGAGCAGGUCAGUUCAAGUCUUCUCCUCGCUGCGAUUUUCUCGACAUACUCCUGAUGCAGUUGCACAAGGGUCCCUUGUUGAAGCCUUUGCAGACGGCUGGCGACAGGCCUUGAGCUGCGCAGGACAGGCUUCAGAUGUUGCUUGGCUCUCCUGUGUCAGCAGCUGCGCAGUUGCAGGCCAAUGGCCUUGGACCCUUUGGAUGCUGAGCCUGUCGCAUCUGCGCUCGAAGGAACUCCUGUCCGCUGUCAAUGCAGCUCUGACUGCUUGUGCAGCUGCCAGCCAGUGCAGCAAGGCCCUGAUGUUGCUGGAUUGGCUGGGCGAGCUGAAGUUGCAACCCGACUCUGUCAGCUUGAGAAGUCUCACUGCCUGUGAAGAUUUGCAGUUGAGUUUCAGGCCCAGGCUCUUGGAUCAACUCUCAUUUCUGAGAGCUGCUGAAGCACGCCAUGUACUCCUCGCGGCACAGGAGCUGGAAUGCCAUGGCUGGUUACACUCAAGCUUCUCCGCGGCCGCAGCACGUGUUGCAGCGCAACAGAUUCUCCUCAUCGAAAGGGUUGCGAGUGAAGGGCGGCUCAGUGAACGGGUCUGGGAACCUCAGUCUUUACGCGAGAUGCACUAUGCAAGUGGUUGUCGCCAGACUUCAGGCAGAGGACGCAUGGAACCUACCCAUGGCUGCCACGAGCUCGACAAGGAGCUGGGUGACGCAUUUGAGGAUGCUUCGCUGCUGAGAUAUGUCUUGAGCUAUGAGAAUCAUCCCGAUCAAGCGCUACAGGCAGCCCGCAAGGCACUCGAGUGGCGACAGGAUCACAAGGACUUGGUGGAAGCUGCUAAGCAGAGGAAACCGCCUCCAGGCCUCACAAUGCAGGAACUCUGCUGUCUGCAGACGCUUCUGUUGACGUCCUUCCAUGGUGCCACCAACUUCGGCGACCCGCUGUUGAUCAUUCGAGUGGGCCUCUCCAACCAGACAGCCGUUCUGGACAUGAUGGGCGAAGAGAAGGUGGAGUUAUGGGUGAAUUAUCUGAAUGAAUGCUCCUUUCAAUACUGCGAGGCAGCGACCCGAAAAAUGUCGUACUUCGUGAAACACAUUGGUCUCCAAGACCUCAGUGGUAUGGGCAUGAUGCCGGACCGGCGCUUCUUUCGCAUCUUGGGUCGUGUCUCCAAGACCAACGAGUGGCUGCGACCACAGCUGCUGGGUCGUGUGGUGAUUUUCAACGCGCCCAGCUGGGUCGGCUUGGCUUUUCGCCUGGCCUCCAACUUCCUAAGUCAGAAGACCUUGUCCAAGGUGUGGAUACAUCGACAAAGGCCAAGUGGCACGAUGUGCCCCUACGGACAGCAAUUGAUUCGCCCUGAGUCACUCCCUUCCAUCUUGGGUGGCCUCUGCACAUGUGAUGGGCAGGGCUGCGUGGGUGGAAGGCCCAACACCUGCUGGCAGAAACCCACACCCGAGGAUAUUCCCGGCUCCUUAACCGAGUUGCUGGCCAUCCGACGCCUGCCACGUUGCGAAGAUUUGGUGCCGCCCGCGGCACCGCCACUCCCUUCGGUGCAGCCAGCGACGACACCGCCGUCGCAGCAGCCAUGGUGCCGUCGCUGCUGCAAGAAGCGGCGGCCACUGGCAGCCAGUGCGGAUGUGCAUGUCUGA
Messenger RNA from Cladocopium goreaui, 6192 nucleotides. The record is from the annotation of a GenBank genome assembly. Lineage: Eukaryota; Dinophyceae; Suessiales; Symbiodiniaceae.